GCUCGGCAACCCCACCGCCCGACGCCCCCCGUUCUCCGCUGGAUCCGAACCUCCUCCGCCGCGACCGACGCAAGAGCUUGAAUCCAGUUGAAGGAAAAGGUCAGGCAACACCAUGGCAUCUCGAUUUUGGGGACAGGGAGACAGUGACUCCGAGGAGGAGGUUGACGACAUUGAGUCGGAGCAAGGGAGCGAUGACGAGAAGUCGGAAGCCGGCGACGGGGCACGCGAUGGGAACAAGAACCGUUACUUGAGCAAAUAUACGCAAGACAGUGACGAGUCUGAUACUGAGAGCCAUCGCGUGAUUCGCUCCUUGAAGGACAAGCGCAAUGACGAGAUGAAAGCUACUGCUGACCAGAUGCGCAAUGCAAUGAAGAUUAAUGACUGGCUUAGCUUGCAAGAGAGUUUUGACAAGCUCAACAAGCAGCUCGAGAAAGUGGUUCGUGUCAAUGAGUCUGCGAAAAUUCCAAAUGGGUAUAUCACGACCCUUGUAUUGCUGGAGGACUUCCUGGCAGAGGCUCUUGCAAACAAGGAAGCCAAGAAGAAGAUGAGCAGCAGCAACGCCAGGGCGUUAAAUGCCAUGAAACAAAAGCUUAAGAAGAACAACAAGCAGUAUGAAGACCUGAUCCUCAAGUGCAGGGAGAAUCCAGCGAGUUUUGAAGAUGUUGUAGAUGAGAAGAACGUGGAUGAUUCUGAUGAUGAUGAUGAUGAUGGCAGUGGUGAAGAUCUUGUGGAUCCUGAUAAAAUGGAUGGGUCUGAAUCAGAUGAAUCUGGAAAGGAAAACGAUGAAGGUGAAGAAGGGGGUGGCUGGGAAAAGAAGUUGAGCAAGAAAGAUAAGGUCAUGGACAAGCAGUUCUUGAAAGACCCUAGUGAAAUAACAUGGGAUAUAGUUGAUAAUAAGCUCAAGGAGAUUGUGGCGUCGAGGGGUAAAAAAGGCACUGGGAGAGUUGAGCGUGUGGAGCAGCUAACCUUUUUGACCAAGGUGGCAAAAACGCCUGCUCAGAAGCUUGAAAUUCUUUUUCAUGUGAUCUCUGCCCAGUUUGAUGUCAACCCAAGCUUGCUUGGUCAUAUGCCAGUCCAUGUGUGGAAGAAGUGUGUUAAUAAUUUGCUUCUUGUGCUUGAUAUACUGCAACGAUAUCCUAAUAUUGUAGUGAACACCUCAGUAGAGCCUGAUGAGAAAGAAACUCAGAAAGGUGCUGACUACGAUGGAACAAUCCAUGUUACAGGUGACCUGGUUGCAUUCCUGGAGAGAAUCGAUUCCGAUUUUUUCAAGAGUUUACAGGGCAGUGAUCCAUAUACCAAGGAUUAUGUUCAGAGGCUUAGAGAUGAACCCUUGUUUCUGGUGCUUGCACAGAAUGUGCAAGAUUACCAGGAGAGGGUUGGGAAUCUUAAAGCCGCUGCGAAGGUUGCACUGCGUCGUGUUGAGCUAGUCUACUACAAACCUCAAGAGGUAUAUGAUGCAAUGAGAAAACUGGCUGAGCAAAAUGAGGUUAGCGUGGAGGAUGGAGAUUCUGAGGCUGGUGAGGAGCAUGAAGCAUCUGAUGACAGGGGACCAUCACCGUUUGUUGUAAUUCCAGAGGUUGUGCCUAGGAAACCUACUUUCCCAGAGAGUGGCAGAGCCUUGAUGGAUAGCUUGAUGUCUCUAAUUUACAAGUAUGGAGAUGAAAGGACGAAAGCCCGGGCAAUGCUGUGUCACAUAUAUCACUAUGCAAUCUCUGACGAAUUUUCAGUUGCUCGUGACUUGCUCUUAAUGAGUCGCUUACAAGAUGGGGUUCAACUUAUGGACAUCUUGUCACAGAUUUUAUUCAAUAGGGUCAUGGCCCAGCUCGGGUUAUGUGCUUUCAGGUCUGGUUUGAUAGCUGAAGCUCAUAGUUGCUUGUCUGAGUUAUAUUCUACUGGAAGGGUGAAAGAGUUACUUGCGCAAGGUGUCCAGUAUAGUCGAUACCACGAAAGAACUCCUGAACAGGAAAGACUUGAGAGGAGAAGGAUGAUGCCUUACCAUAUGCAUAUAAACCUUGAACUUUUGGAAGCCACACACUUGAUUUGUGCAAUGCUAAUUGAGGUGCCCUAUAUGGCUUCCACAACUUAUGACAAGCGGAGGCCUAUGAGCAAAACAUUCAGGAGGCUUCUUGAAAUGAGUGAGAGGCAGACUUUUGUUGGACCUCCAGAAACUGUGAGGGAUCAUGUAAUGGCUGCCACAAGGGCUCUCAACAAGGGUGACCAUGAAAAAGCAUUCAGUGUCAUUAGUUCUCUGGAUACCUGGAAACUUUUGAGGAACAAGGAGCACAUUCUUGAGAUGCUGGAGCUUAAAAUCAAGGAAGAAGCUCUUAGAACCUAUCUCUUUUCUUAUCCGUCUUGUUAUGAGUCCCUUGGCCUUGACCAGCUCACUACUAUGUUUGACCUUAGCGAGGCUCAAGCUCACAGCAUUGUUAGCAAGAUGAUGAUGCAUGAUGAGCUUCAUGCAAGCUGGGACCAGCCAACAAAGUGCAUAAUUUUCCAGAACGUGGAUCAAACUAGGCUGCAGGGACUAAUCUUCCAGAUGACAGAUAGGCUCUCUGUCCUUGUGGAAAGCAAUGAGAGGGCAUAUGAGGCUAGGACUGGUGGUGCCCUUGAGGGUGCACCACCGAGGCGCAGGGGUGGUGAUGGUCAAGACUCAUCCAAUUUGGGCAAGUGGCAGGAGAACUUUGUAUCGUCACAAGGGAGGCGUGGUGGUGGAAGGUUUGGUUACGCUGGCAGAACCGGAGGCUCUGGACAGGGUGGUGGGUACCAAAACGACAGGGGUGGCCAGGGUUCCCGUGGGGGAUAUGGUGGUGGUUCACGGUUCCAGGAUGGAAGGUCUCGCACGCAGACUGGUUCCUCAUCUAGAGGGGAUGGCAAUGCACGCAUGGUGAACCUGAACAGGCCGGGCAGAGUUUAGAAGUCUGAUAGAUUUGAGAUAAAUUUUGAGCAAGGUUGCUUUGAAUCACUCUUUCCUCAGCGUUCUAAACUUAGUCCAUUGUUUGCUCUAUUUCUUUGUAGCUUUUAUCAUAUAAACCUAUCAAGAAACUCGGACUAGUAGCUAUCUGGUUUGUAUCAUGGGAGUGAGGACUAAAUAUUCACUCCUAUAUUUGAUAUCAAGUUGUGACAAUUUUGAACCGUUACCUCCUUUUACAAGCUAUGUUGCUCAU
Molecule: messenger RNA, 3164 nt
Organism: Lolium rigidum
Lineage: Eukaryota; Viridiplantae; Streptophyta; Magnoliopsida; Poales; Poaceae
Product: eukaryotic translation initiation factor 3 subunit C-like
Exons: 4
Coding region: 113-2914 (933 amino acids)
Biological process (GO): translational initiation
Cellular component (GO): eukaryotic translation initiation factor 3 complex
Molecular function (GO): RNA binding; translation initiation factor activity; translation initiation factor binding
Source: RefSeq, a predicted model, not a curated record